Molecule: messenger RNA, 1941 nt
Organism: Populus nigra (black poplar)
Lineage: Eukaryota; Viridiplantae; Streptophyta; Magnoliopsida; Malpighiales; Salicaceae
Product: protein TPX2-like
Exons: 17
Coding region: 142-1590 (482 amino acids)
Biological process (GO): regulation of mitotic spindle organization; activation of protein kinase activity; mitotic spindle assembly
Cellular component (GO): mitotic spindle; nuclear microtubule
Molecular function (GO): microtubule binding; protein kinase activator activity
Source: RefSeq, a predicted model, not a curated record
UGAUUUAUUUAUUUACUUAUUGCAUUCGAUGCUACAGUAAGAGAGGUUUGGCAAGCGACCGUUCUCUCAACGGAAUCAACGCCGUUCCUCUCCUCUCCUCCACUAUAACGGUUAUAGAGAGAGUGUGUGUUUUGGAGAGAGAUGGAAAUGGAAGAGAAAAUGGACGUGGAGUUUAUGGUGUUUGAGGCACGUGAAAUUGAUCUUGAUUACGAGUUUGAUGCUCCAAAGUACUUCGAUUUCACUAGCCGGGAGUCAAUCGCGGAGGCGCGUGAGGUUCAGCGGUGGUUUGAUACGGCGCCGAGCUGUCCUCCCUCUCCAUUUGUGGCAAAGUUUGUGUACAGUCUACUGGAGAAUGUUAAUACCUCUCCAAAAUCUAAAGAUGAGGAAAAUAGGGCUCCUCUGCUUAAUGAUGACAUGGGAUCAGAAGUUUCUGCAAUAGAGGUGGACGAUACAGGAUUGACUUUUUACCAUCAGAAAUCUACUGAUAAAUCAAACCCCAAGGUGAAGUCCGCAGUCAAGCCAACAUUUCCCAGGAGUUCAACUUUGAUGAAACCUACGGCUAGUCAGUUGGCUAAGCAAAAUCACCCCACUCAAAUAGGUGUUUCCAGAUUUCAGAUACUGCUGGGUCAAAAGGAGAGAAGCUUAUGCAAUUCUUCUGCACUUGAAAGUCAUUCUGCCAAGAGGCAGAAACUGGAAGGAGGUCACGUUUGCAAGAUUGGUGAUGGAAAGCAGAAAACAGAUUUCAUCCACAAGACAUCUAAAAAGGAUGGUUUUGUUGAUAAAAUCCCUUCUCAUGCAAAACUAAGGCUGACUGUUCCAAGAGAGCCUGACCUUGUAACAGCACACAGGGCACAGAGGAUGAGGCCCAAAGAACAGCAAUGCAUGACAGUGCCUGCACGAAGAUUCAAAGCACGCCCAUUGAACCGAAAAAUUCUUGAGGCUCCUUCAUUUCCUCUUCCAAAGAAGAGUACCCCAAAGUUGCCAGAGUUUCAAGAAUUUCACUUGAAGACAUUAGAAAGGGCAAUGCAGCACAACUCUUCAGUUUCAUCUUCCUCGUUUCAGUGCAAUGAUUCAAACAAGGGGCUGGAUAAACCCAGUACAAUUUCAGAAAGUGUGAAGACAGAAUCCAGAAGACCAACCACCAUGAAUCCUCCAAAGCAGGACGGAUGUGGUGCAACACAUACAUUCAAAGCUCGCCCUCUGAAUAAGAAGAUAUUCUCUAGUAAAGGAGAAAUGGGUGUUUUUCAAACUAGCAUUCGGGAAACCACGGUGCCCAUGGAAUUUAAUUUUCAUACGGAGAAGAGGUUUCAACAUAAUCCACCCAUAGAUCUUUUCAGUAAGCUCUCCCUGACAAGUGAACUCCAGCCAAAUAACAAAUCUCAAUUGCAAUUUCCUCAACCAAGCUAUCUGUCUACGAAGGGUCCAAAAGAAAAUAGAUUGAAUCCCUUGCAAACAGAGCAGAAGAUGGUGCAUUUGGUGAAAGAAAGGCAAUCAAUAUUUGGUGGAAAGCAGCAGAUUCAAUAUGGGAGCAGUAUGGGCACCAAUGAAGUCAGAAACCAAUCGAUCAGGAGGAGCUUGGGCAUCCGGUGAGACUUGAGAAUUACAGGGAAUGGAGUAUGAUGGGUGAACACUUGGACAAUAAUAAUCAAUCUUUUUGUUAUACGGAAACCAUGGAAGUCCGUAUCGUUUGAGAUCAAUUGUUUACCGUGGAAGAAACUGAUGUCACGCGUUAGUGUAAAUCUAACCUCUGUCUCCUACAAUUUCGUAGGCUUGUCCCCAAUCCAAUAAAAAUUACUACAUGGUCGGUGUUGUACAGCCAUCAAGGCCUUCUUACCCAUAUACCACCACACUUUUUCUGUAGCAUUGCAUGAACAACACAUGUAAUAGUUAGUGGAAAAUACAGAAUACAGUUGAUAGUAGUGUCUUGGAGGUAUUUCUAAA